AUGCAUGUGCACGAGCUAAGGUACGCAGUUUUGGGCAUUGAAGAAAAGUUCGCUUGUCGAAACCACAAGAAGAAGAAGAAGCACCACAAGCACAAGAAGAAGAGCAAGCACAAGCACAAGAAGAAGAGCAAGCACAAGCACAAGAAGAAAGGAAGCAAGUCCAAGAAGAGAGGGAGUAAGUCUAGAAAGAAGUCCAGGAAGAGCAGGAAGGGUGACGCUACCUCUGGGAGCCCUAGCCAGACUCAGAGCGGCGCGGCAACAGGCACAACCCCACCCCGCCAGGGGGCAGCCGCAAGAGCCGGUUCGGCAGGCGGCCGUGGGACUUACGGUAGCUAUGGAGCAGCUGGAGUAUAUGGGGCAGCCGGAGGCUACGGGUCUGCGGGAGGAUACGGCUCCCCGGGAGGCUAUGGAGCAGCGGCAGCGUACGGAGCAGCAGCCGGAGCAGCAGGAGCGUACGGAGCAGGAGCGUACGGAGCCGGAGAGUACGGAGCAACGGGAGCUUACGGAGCUCCCGGAGCCCCCGGAGCCCCCGGAGCCCCCGGAGCCCCCGGAGCCCCCGGAGCUCCCGGACAGUACGGCGCGUACAGCCCUGGAGGAUACGGCAAGCCGUUGAUGCGGACGAGCGACAUCAGCAUCUCCUCUAUCGGCGGACCCAGGCCAGCCUUGCGCCAGACGUACCGCGUUCGACGCGGUGGCGCCUCCACAAUAUCGAUACCAUCAAAAGAAGGCGGUGGCAUUGUGGUGGACGUCAAGUAUCGGAGAAGGAAACCGCCUUUCGGCUCUUUCGCGACCCCGGCUGGCUCGUACUCUUCCUCACAAAUGGCUCUGGCACCCGACUCGGUGUUAUACGACGACAUGCGUUUCAUGCCCAACGCCAUGUUCUACGGCGAUUCGUCCGAUAGCUACACGGAUAUGUUGUCAAGCUGCUCUAUUGACGACAGCUACUUCGGCGGCGCAUACGCGAGCUACCCGCCCGCCGACCUGUUGUACUCUCAGGGGGAGGGUGCCCUAGGUGGCGCGACGUUUCCGCCGCAGAUUCAUAUGCAAGCGCCCGGAGAUGGGUCCGGGGGGCCGAUGCUUUCACCAACCGUCCAGGUCCACAUGCAACCGCCAGCGGAGCCUAUAUCUAUGGACGUCCGAAUCUCUAGAUCCAAGGAGCGACUGUGCGGUCUGGGACAGCAACAAAUACCGCAACCUACCGAUGUACAGCAGAUACAGAUGCAUCUGACAUCUUUACCACAACAAUAUCCUGGCCAACCAGUCUUUCAGCAGACAAUACGCCAAAGUGGAGGAUCGCUCAUGGACGCGACACGAUUUGAGGUGCAGAACGUUGGUGCCCCAGUAACAAUCCAUCCACAAGUGCCGAUUGAUCAGCAGAUACAAAUACAACAACCUCCCUCGUUUCUCCUGCAACAACCAUCGCAGUCGUCGGCCCUCCUGGAACAACAGCUGGCACAGGCUCAAGCAUCGCAGUUGUUACUGCAACAGCAGCAACAGCUCCAACAGCUCGAAGCUCAGAGAUCUGCACAGCUACAGCAAAUGCAACAGGCUCAGCAACUUCAGCAACUUCAACAGCUGCAGGGCCAGCAGUACCAGCAAAUGCAGCAGUACUCCCAGUACCCUCAAUACUCUCAGUAUCCUCAGGCAUCAAUGCAAAUGAGUCCCAAUCUAUCUGCGCCUAUGAUGCCUCCUCAAGGAGUAGGCAGGCGAGGCUCACCGCGCAUUCAGGUGGAGGUGUCCACCAGCGGAACAAACUCGGCUGACUCUGGGGGGAUUGGAAUCGUGCACGGUCGAAUUAGAAGGUUGCGCCGCGGUGGUUAUGGAAGCCCGCCCAUCAGGUUUCCUGCACCUAGUUACGGGACACCACCGCCCAGAAGUUACAGCAGCCCCUCACCACGGUCUCCGAUGCCGGGAUACGGAACUCCGCCUCCAAGGCCACCUAUUUUGCGCCGCAGAGUGCCGCAGUAUCCGCAGUAUCCGCAGACACCGAUUUCACCAGCACCCUCGUCAUCGUAUUCGUAUACGGCGCCGCCGUCACCCACAUUUAUGCCACGUCGCAGAUCAUCUCCCAUGGCGCAGUAUCCGCAACUUUAUCCGGCGCCUUCGUACACGGCUCAGCAGUCACCUUCAUUUACGGCCAUGCCGUCGGCGUCGUUUACGGCCCCGCCGUCCCCGCCUCCCCAUUACCACCCGGUCUACAGGUCGCCGUCCGAUCCACUGCAAUCGUACUUGCCUCCCAUGAUGCGUCGCCCACGGUCUCCACCACCAGCGCCUCCAGUGACACCCGCCAAUGAUAAUUUCGACCCAACCCAGCCUACCGUCAAAAUAUCCACGUACCGAAUCCGACGACCCCGUCAAGUGUCUUCCGUGCCGUCGUACCCAAUGAUGUCUCCAAGUGGCUCUAUGAUGGCUUCGCCUCCCGCAUCACCCAUGCCUCUCAUGUCACCCAUGUCAUCGCCCUACCAGUCGCCCUACCAGUCGCCAUACCAGUCGCCAUACCAGUCGCCAUACCAAUCGCCUUACCAAUCGCCUUACCAAUCACCCAUGCAGUCUCCCAUGGUUUCUCCGUCACCGUCUAUGAUGCUGCCUCCUAUGAUGCCCCCACCUUCACCUUCCUUUUCUAUGAUGCCUCAGGUGCCAUCGCCGUCAGGUUCGAUGUAUCCCAUGCAGAUGCCGUCUCCUGUGCAGUCAGUCAUCGUGCAUCACCCUCCUCCACCACCGAUGCCGUCCCCUUCGUUCAUUCCCUAUCCAAUACAUAGCCCUAUCAUGCCAUCGCCGUCACCAUCGAUUACAGUGAACGCUAUGGUACCUCCAGUAGUGUCGCCGCCUCCCGUCAUAGUAAUGCCACCGCCGCCGCCGCCUCCAGUACCCAGCCCCAUAAUAUUGCCACCAAUACAGCCACCGAUGCAACCGCCAAUGAUGCCACCCAUGAUGCCGCCCAUGAUGCCACCCAUGAUGGGGCCGCAGAUGAUGGGGCCAAUGAUGGGACCCCAGAUGAUGGGCUCCAACUCGGAGAAAGUGUUUUGCAAGAUCGAUCGCUACGGAGGCUCGAGGUCCGAUAGCGACGACGACUACUACGAAGGUGGGGAUGGUUACCGCCGCAGGGGCCGUCGACGUAGAAGGGGCAAGCGCUGGCGCUCGCGACGCAGCUCGUAUUCGCCCUCCGAGUCGAGCAUGCCGCAAAACGCGUCGCUUUACAGUGUGCCCUCGGCGCCGGCCUUCCUGGGACCCAUACAGCCGCAGCAGCAGCAGGUCUACCAGAUGCAGCAGAUGGGCAUGCCGCAGCGCGCGGCACCAGCGGCGGGCCUGGCGUCCUCGCCGCAGCCGCCGUACAUCACCGACAUCUCCAACGACCAACGGGACCUCGACGCCAUUGAGAAGGCGAUGAAGAAGAUGUACGUAGAGCGGUAUCCGAGCGAAAACGAGAGGCAGUCCCUGUUCCCCGAGCGUUCGCUGAUCAUCAUUCUGGCUCUCAUCUUUAUCUUCGUCAUCGUGGUCGUCGUGAUCGCCGUCAUGGGCUCCUCGCGUCCCGGGUUCCUGCAUCCCCCGACGCUGCCUCUGCCAACGCUUAAGACCGCGGCCCCGCCGACUGCCGCGGCCCCGUCCACUACCGCGGCAGCCUCGAGCACAGCAGCGGCGAAGACGACUGUGAAGUCGUUCCUGGCAUAG
This is a messenger RNA of Rhipicephalus sanguineus (brown dog tick), 3669 nucleotides long. Its product is annotated as AT-rich interactive domain-containing protein 1B-like. NCBI's taxonomy places the organism in Eukaryota, Metazoa, Arthropoda, Arachnida, Ixodida, Ixodidae. The transcript is spliced from 4 exons. The record is from RefSeq and is a predicted model, not a curated record. Bases 1 to 3669 code for a protein of 1222 amino acids.